Messenger RNA from Cuscuta campestris, 1754 nucleotides. Lineage: Eukaryota; Viridiplantae; Streptophyta; Magnoliopsida; Solanales; Convolvulaceae. The record is from the annotation of a GenBank genome assembly.
GAAAAAUGAAAAAUGACAGAUGCCAGGUCCCCAUAAGAACACGAGGCUGUUGAUACAUCAUUUCUUUCUCUCUUUCUUCACUUGAAAAGAACAUAACAGAUCUAUGCUCCCAACGACCCUUUUCUUUUUCUCCGCUACCAAUUCCCUCGCCUCUAUACACCCACCAUAAAAUUCUCAACUCUUCCAACUUUAGAACCCUAGAAUUCUUUGGAAUUGCCGAAGAAGAUCGAUCAGGUGAUGGUUGAGGAUCAGGGUCAGGAUGGAGGGCAAUAAUGGUAUUUCAAGCAGUUGCGGCUCUGCGGGAGCCGGAAAUUCCGCCGACGGCAAGCCGCCCAACCCCCUCUCCGGCGGCCUCCGCCAGAGUUCCAGCGCCGCCGCGCUGGCUCCUUGUAGUAAGAGAUCAAUUGUUCGACACCCUUCUUUGACCAAAGGGAGGCCAUUAGAUGUUACUGAUCAGCCAAAAUUACCCAUAGAUGAUCCCGAGACUAGGUUCGUUCCUGCACUGCGCUCGGGGGCCUGGACCGACAUUGGGUCCCGCUCAAUCAUGGAGGACGUGUGUGUUUGUGCAGACAAUUUCUUACAGGACUAUAGAUUUGGUAACUCCACUGAAGGACCUAAUGCCUUCUAUGGGGUUUUUGAUGGUCAUGGAGGAAAGCACGCAGCUGACUUUGCAUGCUCGCACCUACCACAGUUCAUUGCCGAUGAUGAGGAUUUCCCAAAGGAGAUUGAGAGGGCUGUUUCUUCUGCAUUUCAGCAGACAGACACUGCUCUUGCCCAAUCCUGUUUCUUGGAUGCUGACAUUGCUUCCGGUACCACCGCCCUGGCAGCUCUUGUUGUUGGAAGUUCUUUGGUGGUGGCAAACGCGGGUGACUGCAGAGCCGUUCUCUGCCGGCGAGGCAAAGCCAUUGAGAUGUCUAGAGACCACAAACCCCUGUGUUUGCGGGAAAGAAAGCGCAUAGAAGCUUCCGGAGGGUACGUGAACGACGGAUACCUGAACGGGCAACUCAACGUUGCGCGUGCGCUGGGAGACUGGCACUUGGAGGGGAUGAAAUCCCGAGACGGCGGGCCCCUCACGGCGGACCCGGAGUUCAUGAGCACCGAGCUGACGGAGGAGGACGAGUUCCUCAUCAUGGGGUGCGACGGGAUUUGGGACGUGUUCAUGAGUCAAAACGCAGUUGACUUUGCCCGCCGGCGGCUGCAGGAGCACAACGACCCGGAGAUGUGCUGCAGAGAACUCGUUGACGAGGCGCUGAAGAGGAAGAGUGGGGAUAACCUGUCGGUCGUAGUGGUGUGUUUCCAAAAACGCCCUCCGCCUAACCUGGUCGCCCCGCGUGGUAGGGUCCACCGUAGCAUCUCCGCCGAAGGGCUGAAGGAGUUGCAGGGCUUCCUAGACAACCUGCAAGUUUAGUACGUCUAACACAGGUGACAGAUGAUUUCAUCUCUCCCUCUAUUCUUCUUCUUCUUCUUUUUCUUAAUGGGCAUUGCUCUUCUUUAGUACGUAGUAUUAUAUAUUCCAUAGUUUGGUAGAUCCUAGGAAGAGACAGUGUGAGAGAGAGAGAGAGAGAGAGAUGUCCAAUUGUAACAUAUGCGGCGUUCGGACGGUUUUGUUUCGUUUUAAACGUUGUUUUUUUUUUGGCUAAUUUAAGGUUGUGGUUUUACUUGUCUCUAGUGUUACUAUGUUAUGGACCGAAACUAGUUACUAAGGUAUGAGACUUGUCUCAUGGUUGUAUUGGCAAUGAAGGAGGGGUUUGUUG